Arthroderma uncinatum is the source of this 1656-nucleotide messenger RNA. Its product is annotated as delta-1-pyrroline-5-carboxylate dehydrogenase PrnC. Bases 1 to 1656 code for a protein of 551 amino acids. Gene Ontology annotation, molecular function: L-glutamate gamma-semialdehyde dehydrogenase (NAD+) activity. The transcript has 4 exons. The record is from RefSeq and is a predicted model, not a curated record. Gene Ontology annotation, cellular component: mitochondrial matrix. Lineage: Eukaryota; Fungi; Ascomycota; Eurotiomycetes; Onygenales; Arthrodermataceae.
AUGGCACAGCUAGCUACCUUCAAGCCUCCAACGGUUCAGAACGAGCCCAACAAACACUAUGCUAAGGGCUCUCCGGACAGAGAGAAGCUUGCCAGCGCCCUAGAAGCGUUCAAGAAGAAAGCUCCCAUCGAGGUUCCUGUCAUGAUCGGAGGAAAGGCGAUCACGACCUCCAAGAUACAGACGCAACAGAACCCGUCCGACCACGCUUCCAGCAUUGCAAAGUAUCACAGUGCCAGCGACGAGGACAUCAAAGCUGCGAUUGACAACGCAUUGGAAGCUAAGAAGAUGUGGGAGACCAUGCCGUUCGCCGACAGGGCUUCGAUCUUCUUGAAGGCUGCCGAUCUAGUCAGCACCAAGUACCGGUACGAGCUCAUGGCCGCUACUAUGUUGGGUCAGGGGAAGAAUGCGUGGCAGGCGGAGAUUGAUGCUGCUGCUGAGCUGUGUGACUUCUUGAGGUUCAAUGUUCACUAUGCAUCUGAGCUGUAUGCUCAGCAGCCCGUCCACAAUGCUCCUGGGAUCUGGAACCGCGUGGAAUACCGACCACUAGAAGGCUUCGUCUACGCCAUCUCCCCAUUCAACUUCAGCGCCAUUGGAGGCAACCUCCCCGCCGCCCCAGCCCUAAUGGGCAACGUCGUCCUCUGGAAACCCUCCCCCUACGCCAUGGCCUCCAACUUCCUCAUCUACAGCGUCCUAGCCGAAGCCGGCCUGCCCCCAGGCGUUAUCCAAUUCGUCCCCGGCGACGCAGAACAAAUCACCAGCCUCGUACUAGACAACAAGCAUUUCUCCUCCCUACACUUCACCGGCAGCACCGCGGUCUUCCGCUCCAUCUACGGCAAAAUAGCCCAGGGCGUAGCAGACGGUAGAUACCGCAGCUACCCGCGCAUCGUGGGAGAGACAGGUGGUAAAAACUUCCAUCUCCUCCACCGAAGCGCCGAUACAGAUAACGCUGCCAUCCACACCGUUCGCGGCGCCUUUGAGUUCCAGGGCCAGAAAUGCAGUGCCUGUUCACGCGCGUACGUUCCACAAUCGAAAUGGGACGCUUUCCGCACCAAACUGGUAGAAGAGACGGAGAAGCUGAAGAUCGGCUCACCUGAAGAUUUCACCAAUUUCAUCGGACCCGUCAUCCACGAAGCGUCGUUUAAGAAGCUAUCCAAGGUCAUCGAUGACGCCAAGGCGGAUAAAGACCUCACUCUCCUCGCUGGUGGUAAAUAUGAUGCUUCAAAGGGAUACUUCAUCCAUCCUACCAUAUACUCUACCACCAACCCUGAGCAUCCACUACUACACACCGAACUAUUUGGGCCCGUGCUUGUUAUCCUCAUUUAUCCUGACGGCGAAGAUGCUCCUGAUGCGUUUGAGAAGAUCUGCAACACCAUCGACAACACCGGUAGCUAUGGAUUGACUGGUGCCGUGUUUGCACAGGAUCGCGAGGCGGUGCAUUAUGCCGAGAAUGCGUUGAGGGGCACGGCAGGAAACUUCUAUAUCAACUGUAAAUGUACGGGAGCGGUUGUUGGCCAGCAGCCGUUUGGAGGUGCGAGGGCGUCGGGAACGAAUGAUAAGGCGGGUAGUGCGGCGUUGAUGGGUAGGUUUGUGAGUAUGAGGUCUAUCAAGGAGGAGUUUGUGCCCGCGGAUACCGUGCUGUAUCCGAGUAAUGAGUAG